AUGACUGGCCUCACCCUCCAAGACGGCCAGGCCGACCUUCCGUCUCCCACUUCCACAUCCUCGUACUGGCAUCGGUCCCCCUCUCAGACACUCCUGGGGCAUCGCACGACGGAAAGGCUACCCGAGACCGUGGAUGUGGUGGUUAUCGGCUCCGGAAUUACGGGGGCGUUUGCGGCGCGGGAGUUGGUGGAGCGGAAGGGGCGGCAAGUGCUCAUGCUCGAGGCGCGAGAGGUCGCGUGGGGUGCAACCGGCCGGAACGGCGGCCACUGUCAGCCGUUCGUGUACGGCUCCCAGCCGCACGUGGCUGCUUUUGAGCUUCGCAACUACGCCUUCCUCAAGCAGCUCGUAGAGGACAACCAGAUUCCGUGCGACUGGGUUACCACGACGGGCGUUCAUGGGCUGUACACCGCCGACCUCGUCGAGAUAGCCCGGAGGAACCUGCAGAGGCUGGCAGAAUUGGCUCCGCAGCUCGCCGCGCAGGUCAGCCUCGUCACGUCGGACGGGGAGCCGAGCUCUCGCGGGGCGCCGUCCUUAAGAGACCUCGGGCUUUCGGGUGCCAAGGGUGCCGUCGUUCAAAGGGCCGCCGCGUCUCUGUGGCCCUACCGCCUCGUGGCGUGGGUCAUUGAGGGUCUGAUUGCCAACUACGACAGCGCCGCGUUUAAUCUGCAGACGUGCACGCCGGCGCUUGAUAUUCAGCGAUUCGGUUCCUCGUGGAUAGUCCACACCCCGCGGGGCCAGGUCGCCGCAUCGGCUGUCCUGGUGGCCUGCAACGGCUACGUCUCCCGCGUCCUCCCCGACUUCACCGGCCUUGUCGUGCCGGUGCGCGGUCAGGUCGCCGCCCUAUCACCGGGGAGCCGCGUAGGCCCUGGCGCCUUGGAUCACACGUACGUCUUCCUCGCCGCUAGCCAAGGGCCGGAUCGGCCCGCCAUGGAUGACUACCUAGUCCAGGCCGACGGAGGUGGGAGGGAGUUGGUGUUCGGCGGCGGCCGCAUGCGAGGAUCCGACAAGGGCUGGGCCAUUUCUCGGGACGAUACGCUAGAUCCCGUGGUGAGGACACAGGUCUCAUGCCUGCGCCCUUUGAAUGGACGGGUAUCAUGGGCUACUCUGUCGACGGACUGCCAUGGGUCGGCCAAGUCCCCUCGACCCUCGGAGGGUGACGGGCUCUGGGUAUGCGGCGGAUACACCGGCCAUGGUAUGCCCGCUGCCUCCUUGUCCGCCGUUGCCGUCGUGGCUAUGAUGUGUGGAGCUAAGAGUGAGGAUGUUGACUUACCGCCCGAGUUCCACAUCUCAGAGGCGAGGAUCGCGAGGGCUCGCCAGAGCCGUGCCGUAGGCUUGGAGGCACCAGAAGAGCUCAUCGCUCUGAUUUAA
This is a messenger RNA of Parascedosporium putredinis, 1368 nucleotides long. The record is from the annotation of a GenBank genome assembly. NCBI's taxonomy places the organism in Eukaryota, Fungi, Ascomycota, Sordariomycetes, Microascales, Microascaceae.